AUGCCCAUUAGCGAGAAGGAGUUGGAGAUUGAGGCGUUGGGUGCCUUGUUCAAUCCAGACGAAUACGCCAUACAAAAUGAUACAGUAUCUAUUAAAAUUUCAAUGUGUAACCUUUGUUUUACUGUGUCAUUUGAUCUUCCCAGUGACUACCCGCAAUCGCAACCACUAUUGUCUUUUCACCUCAAUACACACUCGCAGGACUCCAACAAAUCACCCAAUGACGAUUUUAUUAAUAAUUUGAUCGGUAUAGCUCAGAAUUCAAUGAUGGCCAACGCGGGUUAUCCUUGCAUAUAUUCCACAGUAGAGGAUAUCAAGGAAUAUAUCACUACCCAAGCCAUACUAGCAAAUGAUAAUGCAGACAAUUACGAACGUAUAGGCCAAACCGAUUACAUUUGUGAAAAUGAAGUCACCAGUGAUCAUGAAGUGCCAUCAAAUAAAUUAAUUACAUAUGACGAAUUUAAGGAGUGGACUAACAAAUUCAUAGAGGUAUUAAUUGAACGUGGAGAUUUACCACCGAAGAAAAUAUCGGAUAAAUUAACUGGAAGACAAAUAUUUGAACAGUUGACAAAUGAACAAUUCACUAACGAGAAAUAUUCUGAGCAUUUGUAUGCAGAAUCUCCACAAAUUUCAGAUUUUGAAGAGACUCCUACACUAAGUAAUUAA
Molecule: messenger RNA, 663 nt
Organism: Babesia microti strain RI
Lineage: Eukaryota; Apicomplexa; Aconoidasida; Piroplasmida; Babesiidae
Product: RWD domain-containing protein, putative
Exons: 2
Coding region: 1-663 (220 amino acids)
Biological process (GO): cytoplasmic translation
Molecular function (GO): protein binding
Source: RefSeq, a predicted model, not a curated record